UUCCUUCCCCUUGUUUCCAUGACUUCUCCUCGCACAGCUCUCCUUGCCACUUGAGCCACUUGGAUGCCUAGGCAGAGCAGGGCGCUGUUUGUGGGCAGCAUGCUCGCCCUGCCGGGCUGCCUGCGCGCUGCGGCGUUCUGGACGCUGGUGUACUCUUACUGCCUGCUGUACUCCUGCACUGCGCUUGUCAAACUUUUCUGCAGCAUCCUCAUCAGACCAAGGAGGACCUUCCAGAGGAUCUCCAGGGAGGUCGCACCAGGCUGCCUAAAUGACCCUUUCCUGGGCACACACUGCUAUGUGCGGCUCAAGGAUUCCGGGUUACGGUUCCACUAUGUCGCUGCAGGAGAGCGAGGAAAGCCACUCAUGUUACUGCUUCAUGGUUUUCCGGAAUUCUGGUAUUCCUGGCGCCAUCAGUUACGGGAAUUUAAACGUGAAUACCGAGUGGUGGCUCUUGAUUUACGAGGUUAUGGAGAAACAGAUGCACCUUCAUGUAAAGAUAAUUACAAACUAGACUAUAUCAUUGUGGAUGUUAAAGAAAUUGUGGACUCUCUAGGUUACACCAAAUGUGUCCUCAUUGGCCAUGAUUGGGGUGGAAUGAUUGCUUGGUUAAUUGCCAUAUGUUACCCAGAGAUGGUCACCAAGCUGAUAGUGUUGAGUUUUCCUCAUCCGACAGUGUUUACAGAAUAUAUUCUACGAAACCCUUCACAAUUGCUUAAAUCUGGUUACUACUUCUUUUUCCAAAUGCCUUGGUUUCCUGAACUCAUGUAUACUGUAAAUGAUUACAAGAUCCUUAAAGAUCUAUUUACCAGUGAUGCAACUGGCAUCAGAAAACACAGCUUCAGGUUCACAGAUGAAGACAUGGAGGCUUACCUUUAUAUAUUUUCACAACCUGGAGCCCUAAGUGGUCCUUUAAACCAUUAUCGCAAUAUCUUCAGCUGCCUGCCUUUAAAGCACCACCAGGUGAGCAUGCCAACGCUGCUACUGUGGGGAGAACAUGAUGCAUUUGUGGAAGUGGAAAUGGCUGAAUUGACGCGAGUAUAUGUGAAGAAUUACUUCCAGCUAUCCGUAUUAUCCCACGGCAGCCACUGGCUUCAGCAGGAUCAGCCAGAAUUGGUUAACACCUUGAUAUGGACAUUUCUAGAGGAAGACAGAUUUCGAGCAAAAGACUGAAUCUGAGCACUGUUAUAUACAUAUAUAAAAGGUGGGUGUGGUUCAUCAAAUCGACAGUGUCUAGGUCGACAAUGUUUAGGUCGACCACUAUAGGUCGACAGUCACUAGGUCGGCAUGGAUGGAAGGUCGACAGGGUUUCUAGGUCGACAUGUGCUAGGUCUAGAGGUCGACAUGGGGAUUCUUUUUUUGUGUGUCGUUUUCUUCGUAGAGUGACCGGGAUCCCAAAUUAGUGCACCGCGUCCCCUCGCAUGGCUCGCUUCGCUUGCCAUGCUUCGGGCAUAGUGCCUUCGCUCCGCUGCUGCUUCGCUCGGCACACUUUACCGUUCCAAUCGUAGUCCACGUGGAUUGUUAAGUAUGAAAAAUUUUUAAAAAAGAAAAAAAAUGUGAAAAACUCAUGUCGACCUUUAGACCUGUCGACCUAGCACAUGUCGACCUAGAAACCCUGUCGACCUUCCAUCCAUGUCGACCUAGUGACUGUCGACCUAUAGUGGUCGACCUAAACAUUGUCGACCUAGACACUGUCGAUCUUCAGACCGGAUCCCAUAAAAGGUCUACUCUUGCUUGUAACCACUUCUCUCCUAGAACAGGAAGCUGGUUUACUAAUAGAAACAGCAAUUAUCUAACAAAGGGCCAUAUUUAGCUUGUCUCAGUGAACACGGUCACUAUAAUGUGUCUACAAUGAUGUCACUGUGUAUUAUAUACAGAGCGGAUUGUCCCGUAAAAGCUGUGUCAAUUGUUAAUGCCAGUCUGAAUUGUAGUGUUAUAUUUUGCACAUAUACAUGCCUUAACAUCUCUGAGUUUACACUGUACAACAAUUAAGUCUUGUGAGUCUCUGAUCUCUUGCAUUCUUUACAAUUGUUGUGUGGUGCCUUGUAAUAAAAUGUAAAAUAUCAAUACAGGGGUGCCAUUGGCCAGCUGGUCACAUGGAUAUAAUUUCAUUUUUAUUUUUUUACUACAUUUUGUAACAUCACUGAGAUGUUGUCACUGCACGAAAUGGCCUGUCCUGAUGCUGUGACUCUUUGUACUAACGUUUGUUCUGGUGGUACUGUGUUUCUGCUAUUUGUUGUUGACUAUAAGGAUGUGAAUAAUGAAAUGUUUUACCUCAUCUUAAUACUUAGCACAAUGUAAGAUAUAAUACAGUGCUGUUAAUCUUUGGCUUGAUUACUUGAAGCAGGACACGCUAUACUGUUACUGCAGGUGACUUCAGCAGAAACAUUGAUUUGCAGUGAACCGAUUUAUUGAAGAAAGAAAUUUUAUUUUGCUUAAAAGUUAAUGUACCUGAUUUUUUUUUCUUAUUAAUGUAAAUCACGAAUAUUACAGAGAAAGAAAAGCUGUUUAAUUUUUUUUUUUAAUCACGUCAAAAUGUUCAACAUUUUUGCAUCACAGCUACAUAUUUAUUUUGUAAAAGGUAAUCUAUUAAGAUACAUUUUGUUUCUGACAGUGCACCUUAUUUAAAAAAUGCUUUGUUUUAGUGGCAUGAUACCCCCAUAUUUUUAUAUGUUUUCUUUAGAUAGCAAUUAGGCAAUGACUAAUCCUCAUAACAGAUCACAAUAGUGACACCUACAAAGUGCAGCUGUAAAAAAGGUAUUAAUAAACACAAAACUAUAAAAUAGGAUUCACCAUAAAUUGAACAAAGAAUUUUGGGAAAAAAAUAGAUUUAUGCAAAUGAGUUGUAUUUUAUUAAAAGCGUUGAUUUUUGCUUUAAAAUUUAAAGUGUCAGUUUUAAUAAAGACAAAAGCCAGGGGUAUAUGUAAUAGGGUGUGAGAAGCCAGAGUUGCAUGAGUUUGUGCGAGGAUGCCUGUAUUUGUUACGCGGCAAUCAUUUACAAGGCAGUACCAACCUGGUUUUUCCUUGUAAAAUAUUUCCGCUUUAAAAAUAUACACAUUCUCGCACAAAGCCCCAGUGUGUUUUGCCCUUAAUAAAAUUGCUGCAUUAAAUCCUGAGGCAAAAGUUGCAGAAAUUCUGCUAUUUUGAUAUAUCGCAUUUCAGUAUAUAAACCUCGAUAUUCACACUAAACACCUUAUCAGAAUAGAUGACAGUGACGCCUGCGAAAGGAAAUGGCUAUUCCACUGCUGAUUCCACCAAGAGACAAGGGCCUUAUCUAGGGUGUAUGAGUGGUGCCAUUGCACAGAGUGCAGGUCUCUGCGAGCUGCUUCGUCGAUGCUCCACUGCCCUAGCUUCUGGCUAUUAGGGUGCCUAGGACUUCUCCCUGCAGACAGGAUCCCUGCUGCAGGGCCACCAGGAGUGUCCUUUGGAUGCACCAGGCAUGCAUCCAGCAGUCUGUAUAGUCACUGCACUUCCCGGUGCUGGCAGCACUGCCCUAUCUGUGCAACGUCAUGACGUCAUGUGUUCUGGGGGAGGAGCUGGUACGGGACAGCGACAUCCUGUUGUUAAGCCGUUGCUGGCAAGAGAUUUAUUUAUUUUUAUGCUUAUAACAUUUUAGUGUUGAGAGCUGCCAUCUUAAAAGGAGUGCUGAUAUCAAGAACCCUUCAGUCAGUAGAAGCCUGAAAAUAGGCUACUACUUGAAAGCCCAGUGCAUUAAAAUCUCCCAAAAGGAGAAUAGCCCCCUAGGUGUUCAGCUAGUUAAGGGUACAAAUGACUAAAGGUGGAGCUUUUGUUUAAAAUGCACUGCUUACCACACAGUGAAGAAGCGUCCAUUUUGUGGGCUAAGCAGUAUCCUAUAAGAUGGUAGGCUUAAUUCUCAGUAAUUUGGUUCAAUACACAAAAUGGCUGCCUUAAUCAUUUGUAUGUGAUUGGUCCAUUUUAUGAAACACUUUUGGGUAUGAUGUGCUUCACAAUAUUAAAUUACAUAUAUUUUUUUUAAACAUGUAAAAAAUUCUCAUUUUUUGUCAUUCUACAAUAAAAGUGAGACUAUGCGGAAAUGAUUAUCUCCUUUAAUACUAGGUCAAAAGUUUGUUUCACUGACUUGAUUUUGAAUGCAGAUGGUAAAUGAAUAAACUUGUGCUUUGAUCAGGACACUUUCAGGGAUGCUGUGUUUUUCUUACCAGUUCUUAUAAGAAUAAUGUAUAUGUACAGUAACAUUGCUGGAGGCCAAUUACACACACAAGUGCUGUUUCAGACUUGGGAGUAAAGCAGAAAAGAAAUAUAAGGAGUAAUGGAGUCCAUACACCAAACAUACAUGAAGUGAAUUGCCGUUCUCCCAUACUUGCCUACAUAGUAAUACUCCUCUCUGGGAGAAGCCCGGAAAGGAGAAGCAGCUGGGCAAUUCGGGGGAUUGGACAGAGCUUCCAGAUCAUUAUGCCCUGCCCCAUAUAAGGAAAUCCUAUGAAUCGCAGGUCGUCAAGUGUGGGCAUAAAAUAACAACGGUUUGCAUAAUUUUAGCCCUGCCCCCUCCAUACGGAGCCACGAUUUGCGUAUUAUUUUCCUAUCCUGCCCGCUUCACUAGGAUGUGGGUGAGAUGCGGGAGGGGUACCCGCUCUUCCGUGGGACUACUACUACUUCUGGGAGAGUAGGUAUGUAUGCAUUUUUCCAAUGCCUGCGCCGGGAAAUUACAAAUUCAAACAUAUUGGAAAUUGUCGAUUCACCAAUUCUGACCCAAAAAUCAGAUUUGGAGAGUCUGCAAGUCUUCACAUGCUGGAUUUUGCAGAUUCCCUAACAAAUCGCAGAUCAUCUGCGUGUGUCGAAAUGCCGAUCGGUAGAUAGGUUAAUAGAUGUAGGAUCCACAUAACUUUGUACCUAGGCAAACAAUACUGCACUGCAGGUUGAACAGAUUUAAACUGCAGAGAUUUAGAUAUAGGAUUGGAGUAUUUUACAGUAGAUUUGUGGGCUACAUGCAAAAUCAGACAUUAUUUAUCCUGCAUGCAAAAAAUAAAUAAAUUAGUUAAUAUACUGUAAAUGUGUCUGCACUCCCUGCAUUGCAACAUGGUUUGGUUGGGUGCAAAGUAAAUGUUUGUUUUUGGGUUUUUUUUAUAUACACAUUGCUCAUUGGUGUCAAAAUUGUGCUGUUUGAUAGUACUGUUAAAAGUGUCAUUGAGAAUCAAUAAAAUCCCUGUUUUUUGAAA
Molecule: messenger RNA, 5192 nt
Organism: Pseudophryne corroboree (corroboree frog)
Lineage: Eukaryota; Metazoa; Chordata; Amphibia; Anura; Myobatrachidae
Gene: EPHX4
Product: epoxide hydrolase 4
Exons: 7
Coding region: 64-1170 (368 amino acids)
Molecular function (GO): hydrolase activity
Source: RefSeq, a predicted model, not a curated record